Messenger RNA from Penicillium cinerascens, 1329 nucleotides. RefSeq lists its product as uncharacterized. Bases 1 to 1329 code for a protein of 442 amino acids. Gene Ontology annotation, cellular component: fungal-type vacuole membrane. The transcript has 3 exons. Gene Ontology annotation, molecular function: transmembrane transporter activity. The record is from RefSeq and is a predicted model, not a curated record. NCBI's taxonomy places the organism in Eukaryota, Fungi, Ascomycota, Eurotiomycetes, Eurotiales, Aspergillaceae. Gene Ontology annotation, biological process: transmembrane transport.
AUGAAGUCAGAAGUGGUGACUGUUCCUGGGCCGUUCACAGAAAGUGCAGAUUUCAGUUUCGAAAACCAAGCGUCUUCUGCACCGUCAUCUCCCUCGGUUACUGAAGGAAGUAGCCAAGGCCUUUUACAAGUGCUUGGAGUAUUUUUGAUUAUUUUCAAUGUGGGUCUAAAUUUUGCAUAUGGAUCGUUUGAGAGUUUCUAUGCUCUGACAUACAUCCCAACUUUCUCAGCGUCUGCCAUAUCAUGGAUCGGCACAAUUCAAAGCUGGUUAUUGAUUGUCUCCGGCCUGAUCUCCGGUCCUCUCUUUGAUCUUGGCUAUUUCUCGUUCAUGAUCGGUGCCGGUUCAUUCCUGGCAGUUUUUGGUUUCAUGAUGCUAAGCCUUUCACAUCAAUACUAUGCAAUUUUCCUCAGCCAAGGAGUAUGCAUGGGACUGGGGUUUGGUCUGUUGUAUAUACCAGGAAUCACACUUAUCAGUCGAUCAUUUGUUCACAAGCGAGCCGUGGCUUUGGGUUUUGCUACAUCUGGUGCCCCUGCGGGAGGUAUCAUCUAUACUGUCAUGUUUGAUCGACUGAUUUCGAAGUUGAGUUUUGCAUGGACUGUCCGCAUCAUGGCUUUUGUGAUGCUGUCUCUGUUUCUCAUCGCUGCUGCCCUGCUGUUGUCUCAAGGAAGGAGCACGACAACAAUAAGUAACAACCAACGAAGGAAGCUGAUUGAUAUGCGAGCUCUCAGAGAUCUUCCCUUCUGGAGUUUUAUUGCUGCUAACUUUCUGAUGUAUCUCGGAUACAUAACACCCUUCUAUUAUAUCCCGACAUACGCACAGACGAAGCUUGGCACUUCACGAUCCCUCGCCUCUUAUAUUCUCAUAAUAUCCCAAGCAUCGUCGAUCGUCGGUCGUGUCGGCACCACAAUUUUUGCCCAUUAUUAUGGUUCAAUGAUGUCUUGGAUAUUCUGCGGCAUGCUCUCCGGAAUUUUAUGCUUUGCCUGGAUUAGUGCAGACACCCUUUUGCGUUUUAUUCUCUUUGCCGCCUUCUAUGGUGGUAUAUCCGGAGCCUUAAUUCCCCUCCCACCAAGUGUUUUCUUCCAUGUUUGCCCAGAUAUAGAAAUCCUUGGUACCUGGCUUGGGAUGGCUCAAAGUAUCAGCAGCUUUGCAUCCCUGUUGGGACCACCAAUUGCAGGUGCACUCGCUUCGAUCGAUUCUCACGGUAGCGCCGAUCUUAACUUUCUCAACAUUCAAUUGUUCGGUGGAAUCACAAUGAGUCUCGGGGCCUUGGAACUGAUGCUUCUGUGGUACUUGCUUUGGAAGAUCAGGGAUAAAAAAGGCUUGUUUUGA